AUGGCUGCCAAGGUGUCGAUGUCUGAAUUCCAGGCCACGGCCGUCGACGCCAUUCCCCAGAUCACCAACUCUGUCCGCGGGACCUUCCGCACCCACAAGACCAAGAAGCUGCAAUGGCGCCAGGUGCAGCUGCGCAAGCUCUACUGGGCCCUGGAGGACUACACGCCCCAAUUGCUGGCUGCGCUCGCCAAGGACCUGCACAAGUCCGACUUUGAGGCCUUGAUCACCGAGAUUGACUGGCUGAAGAAGGACUGCAUCUUCAUGCUCGACCAUCUCGAGAAGUACGCCAAGGAUGACAAGCUGGGGUCGCCCGACCUCCCGCCGCCCUUCUCCUUGAUGAAUUACCGCGUUCGCAAAGAACCCCUGGGCACCGUGCUCAUCAUCGGUCCCUACAACUUCCCCGUCCAGCUCCUCCUGGCCCCGUUCGUGGGCGCCAUCGCGGCCGGCUGUACUGCCGUCCUCAAGCCCUCCGAGGUGACGCCCGCGUGUGCAAUGGUGCUCAAGGCGCUGAUCGAGACGAGGCUCGACACGACUGCCUUUGCCGUCGUCAACGGCGGCAUUCCCGAGACCACCGCGCUGCUGAACGAGAAGUGGGAUAAGAUCUUCUUCACGGGCAGCGCGGCGGUUGGCACCAUCGUCGCGAAGAAGGCCGCCGAGACCCUGACGCCUGUCGUUCUCGAGCUCGGCGGCAGGAACCCGGCCUUCAUCACCAAGCACGCCAACCUCGCGCUGGCCGCGAGGCGGCUGCUCUGGGGCAAGACUAUGAACGCGGGCCAGGUCUGCCUGUCCCAGAACUACGUCCUGAUCGACAAGGACGUUGGCCCCACUUUUAUUGAGCACCUCAAGCAGGCGUACAGGGACAUGUUCCCCAACGGCGCCAAGGCGAGUCCGGACCUGGCGCGCAUCGUCAACCAUAAGCAUUUUCUGCGGCUGAAGAAGAUGCUGGAUGGCACCAAAGGUAAGAUCGUCAUGGGUGGCGCCCUGGACGAGUCUGAGCUUUUCAUCGAGCCUACCGCUGUGCUCGUAAGCUCGGUGGACGAUCCGAUGAUGCAGGAAGAGUCGUUCGGGCCCAUCUUCUGCAUCUAUCCGGUCAACUCGCUCGACGAGGCCCUCAACGUUGCCAACCGGGUUCACCGCACACCGCUCGCCCUCUUUUCAUUUGGUUCCAAGGCAGAAAACCAGAGAGUCCUCAACGAAAUGACAUCGGGCGGCGCCACGCUCAACGACGCCUUCUUCCACGCCUCGGUCAAUAGCAUCCCGUUCGGCGGCGUCGGCGACAGUGGCUGGGGCGUCUACCGCGGCAAGGCGAGCUUCGAUUGCUUCACACACUUCCGCACCGUCUCGGAGACGCCCGCGUGGGCCGAGAAGAUCAUUGACGUGCGCUACAUGCCGUACAACAUGGCCAAGCUCAAACUGCUGAACCGGUUCACGGCUAAGAAGCCCAACUUUGACCGCAACGGCAAGGUCAUCAAGGGUUUCGGAUACUGGGCCAAGAUGGUGCUGUGUCUGGGCGGUAAGGGCGCCAAAGGUGCGUUCUUGCGGUGGUUGGCUGUGCUCCUGGCCCAUUAUCUUUAUACGAACCGUUUUGGCAGAUAG
Parathielavia appendiculata is the source of this 1596-nucleotide messenger RNA. RefSeq names its product aldehyde dehydrogenase. Lineage: Eukaryota; Fungi; Ascomycota; Sordariomycetes; Sordariales; Chaetomiaceae. The transcript is spliced from 2 exons. The coding region runs from base 1 to 1596 and encodes 531 amino acids. Gene Ontology annotation, molecular function: aldehyde dehydrogenase (NAD+) activity. Gene Ontology annotation, biological process: aldehyde metabolic process. The record is from RefSeq and is a predicted model, not a curated record. Gene Ontology annotation, cellular component: cytoplasm.